AUGGACUUUAUGGCAGUGGGCUCAGAAGGAUCUGCUGGUGGACUUCUUUGUAUUUGGGAUCCUCAGGUUUUCCAUUUAGUAGAUUGUUGUAGCAAUAGGAGAUUUAUUCUGCUUUCUGGUUUGUUGUUUAAUUCUUUUGAUUGUGUUAUUGUAAAUUUGUAUGCACCUAAUGAAGUGGGAGAUAGAAGGAAAUUUUGGGAGGGUUUGUCUAAGCUAAAGAAUGAUUUUCCUAAACCAUGGUGUUUAUGUGGGGAUUUUAAUCAGACCAGAUUUGUGAGUGAAAGGAAAGGUUAUAAUAGGAAGGAUAGUGGGAUGUCAGAUUUGAAUGAGUUCAUUGAUAAGUGUGAAGUGAACGAUUUACCAUUGUUGGGUAGAAAGUUCACCUGGUGUAACUCAGCAGAUGGUCAAAGGUGGAGUAGAAUUGACAGGGUUUUGGUGGAUCCAAAUUGGUUGGAGGUGUUCAAGUUUAAAUUGUGGGGCCUGCCUAGGCUCAUUUCUGAUCAUUGUCCUCUGUUAGUGAUGGAGGAUGAUAGGGACUGGGGUCCUAAGCCAUUUAGGUUUGUAAAUGCAUGGUGUUUGCACCCUUUUUGUGCUCCUCUUGUAGAUAAAUCUUGGAAGGAGGCUGUGGUUCAUGGUUGGGCUGGCUAUAUAUUACUCCAAAAAUUGAAAGCCUUGAAGCAGAUCCUCAGAAUAUGGAAUAAGGAGAUUUAUGGUAAUGUGUCAUUUAAAUUGAAAGCUGCAGAGGAGGAGAAGCAUAAUCUUGAUCUUCAAGCUGAAACCAGGGACCUUACUCAAGCUGAGAUAAUUAGAAGAAGGGUAGUUAGAGAGGAGGUUUGGAGGUUGAAUAGGAUGGUUGAAUGGAUGUGGCUACAAAACUCAAGGUUGAGUUGGACAUUGAAGGGGGAUAGGAAUACCAGAUUCUUCCAUGUGAUGGCCAGGAGCCGUCAAAGUAGAAAUGUGCUAACAUCCAUUACAGUAGGGGAUUCAGUGGUAGAGGAUCCUUAUAUGUGA
Messenger RNA from Camellia sinensis, 1011 nucleotides. NCBI's taxonomy places the organism in Eukaryota, Viridiplantae, Streptophyta, Magnoliopsida, Ericales, Theaceae. The record is from RefSeq and is a predicted model, not a curated record.